This is a messenger RNA of Nymphaea colorata (pocket water lily), 1234 nucleotides long. RefSeq names its product peroxidase 64. The record is from RefSeq and is a predicted model, not a curated record. NCBI's taxonomy places the organism in Eukaryota, Viridiplantae, Streptophyta, Magnoliopsida, Nymphaeales, Nymphaeaceae. The transcript has 4 exons. Gene Ontology annotation, cellular component: plant-type cell wall; plasmodesma. The coding region runs from base 65 to 1018 and encodes 317 amino acids. Gene Ontology annotation, biological process: hydrogen peroxide catabolic process; response to oxidative stress. Gene Ontology annotation, molecular function: peroxidase activity; heme binding.
CUUUAGCUUCUCAUCAGCACAGCAAGACUUUCAGGGGUGCUACAGAGAUCAGAGGAAGAGAAAGAUGGGUGAUGUUAUAGUUGCUUCACUUGUGAUCGUGUCCCUCUUGGUUUCCUUGGUGGAUGCUCAUGCUCUGAGUGUAGAUUACUACGCGAAGACGUGCCCAGAUGUGGAUGCCAUUGUCGCAAAGGUGGUGAAGAAGGCCGCCAUGGGAGACUCAACUGUCCCUUCCGCAUUGCUUCGGAUGCAUUUUCACGAUUGCUUUAUCAGAGGUUGUGAUGGAUCGGUGCUGCUGAAUUCGACUAAGACCAACAAAGCCGAGAAAGAUGGAACUCCCAACAUCUCUCUGCAUGCGUUCUACGUGAUCGACCACGCGAAGGAGGAGCUUGAGGCUGCCUGCCCCGGUGUGGUCUCAUGUGCUGACAUCAUUGCUCUUGCUGCUAGAGAUUCAGUGGCUCUUUCGGGAGGACCAAGUUGGGAGGUGCCCAAAGGAAGGAAAGAUGGAAGAAUUUCCAUAGCCAACGAGACUAAACUCCUGCCACCUCCCACUUUCAAUUUCUCUCAGCUGAUUCAGAGCUUCUCUCAAAGGGGACUUUCCCUCCAGGAUUUGGUAGCACUCUCAGGUGGGCACACCCUUGGCUUCGCGCACUGUUCAUCGUUCCAGAACAGAAUCCACAAAUUCAACUCGAGCUUCGACGUGGAUCCGGCAAUGGAGCCGCAGUUUGCCGCGAGUCUGAGGCAGACAUGCCCCAUACACAACAAGGCAAGAAAUGCAGGCUCAAUCAUGGACCCAACUGCCACAGUGUUUGACAACAUGUACUACAAGCAUCUGGUGCAGGGGAGAGGCCUCUUCACCUCUGACCAGGCCUUGCUCAGUAACCUGGAAAGCAAGAACCUGGUGCACAAGUUUGCUGAGUCCCAGGAGGCGUUUGAGAAGGCCUUUGUGAAGUCGAUUCUCAAGAUGGGCAGCCUUGUUGGGGAGGGUGAGGUGAGACUCGACUGUAGAGUUGUGAGGUAAUAGAGGAGAAAGGCAGUCAGAUUCUUUGGUCUUGUCUCUUUGAAGUUAUUGGUUUUGGGUUCAGAUGCGUGUGGUUUCAUGGUUUUUAGUGUUUGUGAGAGAAGAUGAAGAAUGCUAAGUGAUUCCUUUUCUUUUCUUUUGUGGUCAUAAGGCAGAUGCCUAUGCCUGUAUGCUUCUUCAAGUGUUAUUGAACAAGAAAUCUGUUUGUUUUUUCUU